CACGCACACGCGUAUAUACGCGUACUAUAUAAAAGUGCCUAUAUAAAAGUGUCAUCACGCCAUUCCCGAGGAUAGUUGGGUGCUGCGCAUCGAGCGAACAUGAUCGAGUUUCUAGUACUGUUCCUUGCUGUUUACGGGACGCUGGUGCCGUAUAAUGAUGCGGCGGGAGUCGGCAGGUUGCCCGGUACAGAAAAUCUCAACGAAAAGGCGAUCCCGUUAUCUCGCUUAUCCGCUACGGAAACGAGUAGGCCAUCAUCACCACCACCAGGGAAUAAAAAUCUGGCGGAAAGAGCUCAGGUAGCUGGACUGACUCAGACUAUGUAGUGGAGAAAUGAAUCCUUGAUGGCUUCCUGAAGAUAUUGUCGCAGCCUUUCAAUAAUAUCGAAUAAAAGAUGAAAAACUUUACUCGAAAACUUUGAGACAUGAUUUCAUAAUUUAAUUAUGGAUUAUUUGUUAUUAGUGUGAUCUUCCUGGAUUACAUUAUUCGUUAUAAAAUAAAUAAUUUCAAAUUUAUUGUGCGGUGAUGAUGUAAUUUUGAGCGUGGCGACAAUCUGCGAAAAGUUCGUUGAAGAAAAUACAUGGUUUGCGGCUUUUCAUUCCCUCCGCAUUGUUAUUUCGCUAGAUUGCUGUUAUUACUGUAUAAUAGUAAUUGUAUAGACAAAGCAGAGUAGUAUAGUUAGCUCAAAGCAAGAAAUAAAGAAAUGGAUUUCAUUAAAAAUGCAA
Molecule: messenger RNA, 723 nt
Organism: Ooceraea biroi (clonal raider ant)
Lineage: Eukaryota; Metazoa; Arthropoda; Insecta; Hymenoptera; Formicidae
Source: RefSeq, a predicted model, not a curated record